Molecule: messenger RNA, 1080 nt
Organism: Amborella trichopoda
Lineage: Eukaryota; Viridiplantae; Streptophyta; Magnoliopsida; Amborellales; Amborellaceae
Gene: PMZ
Product: zinc finger (AN1-like) family protein
Cellular component (GO): cytoplasm
Molecular function (GO): zinc ion binding
Source: RefSeq, a predicted model, not a curated record
GUCUGCUCAAUUAUCUCCUCUCAAUCACACACCUCUCUCUCUCUAAGAAACCUCUCUCUUCCCCCAUUAUUUCCUGUCAGUCUAACCCAAAUCUCAAUUGCCCAUCUACUCUCUCUCUCUGAAAAAACCUCAGAUAUAAUUAUGGCGAGAACAGGAACAGAGGCGUUUGUGGAUCUCGGAAAGCACUGCUCAUGGGCCGAAUGCAACCAGCUCGACUUCCUCCCAUUCACUUGUGACGGGUGCCGCCGUGAUUUCUGUGCAGAACACCGAUCGUACGAGUCCCAUGACUGUUCCAAAGCCCACCCCAAGAACCGAGUGGUGAUCCUCUGCGACCUCUGCUCAGCUUCCAUGGAGACCGCUGAGGAUUUGGAGAAGCAUCAAGAGAAUUCUCGAGAGUGCGAGGAGAACAGGAAGCAAAAGCAGAAGAAGAGGUGUUCGGUUGGUGGGUGCCGCGAGAUUCUGACCUUCUCGAACACCAUUGCCUGCAAAUCCUGUGGCAUGAAGACGUGUUUGAAGCACCGGUUCCCCCGUGACCAUGCCUGUGGGGCCUGUGCCGUGGCCGCCGCAGCUACCUCGAGGGUUCGGGUUGACAAGGGUCAGGCUCUAAGAGUCCAUUGAUGAAUGCGGAACCCUUCUCUCGCUUCCCCACUGCAAAGGCGCGCCGCAAUCAAUGAGACAAAGAACUCAUGUAUCUAAUUGGAUUUUUCGUUAAUGUUUUUGAAGAGAUGUUUCAUAUUUGUAUGUCAGUCAAAGCAAUGGUUGUUGAUUUGGAAAAAGGCUGAGCAGGUUGGAUGGACGAUCUGUCCCAUGAAAUCGAGGGGCCAAUGGUUCAAUUUAUCCGGGUUGCCGAUUCGACCGAUCCAAUACGUGUAAGACCCAUAUGGAUACUAAUAAUGUUUGGAAAAAGGUUGAUCGGGUGGGUGGACGAUCUAGCUCCCCUCGAGAAGCCAAUCGAUCUAAACCGAUGAAACCUGCAUGGGUUGAAUUGUUGAUUUUAAUUUUAUUCCGCAUAUAUUGUGAUCAAUGUUUUAAAAAAAGACAAGGUCGGAUUCAAGAAUUGGUGGGCCCUCUCGAUUCCCU